This is a messenger RNA of Nannospalax galili (Upper Galilee mountains blind mole rat), 963 nucleotides long. Its product is annotated as olfactory receptor 1030. Lineage: Eukaryota; Metazoa; Chordata; Mammalia; Rodentia; Spalacidae. The record is from RefSeq and is a predicted model, not a curated record. Gene Ontology annotation, biological process: sensory perception of smell; G protein-coupled receptor signaling pathway. The transcript has a single exon. Gene Ontology annotation, molecular function: olfactory receptor activity; odorant binding; G protein-coupled receptor activity. Gene Ontology annotation, cellular component: membrane. The coding region runs from base 1 to 963 and encodes 320 amino acids.
AUGGUGGCACCUAAGAAAAUGGUCAGAGGCAAUUCUUCCAUGGUGACUGAGUUUAUUCUCUUGGGAUUAACGGAUCGACCAGAGCUUCAGCCUGUCCUCUUUGUGCUCUUCCUGUUGAUCUAUCUAAUCACUGUUGGGGGAAAUCUUGGGAUGAUGGUGCUGAUCAGGGUUGACUCACGCCUGCACACACCUAUGUACUACUUUCUUGCCAGCUUGUCCUGCUUGGAUUUGUGCUAUUCCACCAAUGUGACACCCAAGAUGCUGGUCAACUUUUUAUCAGAGAAGAAAACCAUUUCCUAUGCUGCUUGUUUAGUCCAGUGCUACUUUUUCAUUUCUAUGGUGAUUACUGAGUAUUAUAUGCUAGCUGUGAUGGCUUAUGACAGGUACAUGGCCAUCUGUAACCCUUUGCUUUACAGCAGCAAGAUGUCCAAAGGAGUCUGUGUUCGACUGAUUGCUGGCCCCUAUAUUUAUGGGUUCCUUAGUGGCCUGAUGGAAACCAUGUGGACAUACCACUUAACCUUCUGUGGCUCCAAUAUCAUCAACCACUUCUACUGUGCUGACCCUCCCCUCAUCAGACUAUCCUGCUCUGACACAUUCAUUAAGGAAACGUCCAUGUUUGUGGUAGCGGGAUUUAACCUCUCCAACUCCUUGCUCAUAAUUCUUAUUUCCUAUUUGUUCAUCCUCAUUUCCAUCCUAAGAAUGCGCUCUGCAGAAGGCAGGCGCAAAGCAUUUUCCACCUGCGGGUCCCAUCUGGUGGCUGUGACUGUGUUUUAUGGGACUCUCUUCUGCAUGUAUGUUAGACCUCCCACAGACAAGUCAGUGGAACAAUCCAAAAUCAUUGCUGUGUUCUACACUUUUGUAAGUCCUAUGUUGAACCCCAUCAUUUAUAGCCUGAGGAACAAGGAUGUGAAACAAGCGUUCCGGAAACUGGUCAGAAGAAAUGUUUUCGAAGUAAAAUUGUAG